GAAUGAACUCCAGAUGAUAAACAAGGAAGUUUGUGUGAGUGUGUUUUGGUGACACACAGAGCUGUUGCACUUCUCAGAGCUGGAGAUCAUGAAUUCACUGCUGUGUUUUGGUGUGUUAGUGUUUGGAACAGGAGUGGGUUUGGGACAGAAGCCUCAUCCAUGCCGCACUCCUCCUCUGCUCUCUGGAAGUAUGACUGUGACUGCUAAAGAAGGUCAGGAUUGGGUCUUUGCUAAAUAUCGCUAUGACGCUUUCGGCCAGCGCAUUCGUUUAUGGGAAUUUGGUAAAUCUGACAGCAAAACAUUUCAUCUGAACAUGCUGUUCCUCUUCCGAGAGGGUGUGGUUUACAACAUCGACUACAGAAACGAGACGUGUCAGAAGAAUGUUCUCCACACGACCUUCCACCCGUCAGAGGUUCCCCACAACGCCUCGCUGCUGUCACAGGUGAUUCUGGGCGGUUCCUCUGCGCCCGGUGAAGGUCUGCUGGUCAACACCUGGACGGGUGUCUUACCUGAGACUCAAGGUAAAUAUUUGGCUACAGUAACAGAGUUCGGCUGCAUCCCCGUCUCAUCAUUAUACUACACACCACAGACGGGCUGGGUCGUCACCAGCUUUUUCAACGCAGUAACAGGAAUCGAGGACCCCGAGCAGUUCAUUCCUCCGUCCUUCUGCACAGACGUACAGACAGAAGAAGAGACUCUCGAUUUCUUCAGUGCGUUUCUCUAAAAGAAAUCUGGUUAACUUUCAUAAAACUUCAUUUACACUAACAGACACUUGUUAUAUUCUUGUCAAAUGGUGACGCUGGUCUUGUCUGAUUUUAGAAUUUAGGGCUGAACUGUUUUGCAGCAGUGUGACCCUAAAAUAAUUCUGUUAAGGGAAAAAAUCAUUUAGCAUUUGUAAUCAUCUCUAAAGGGAAUAAAAUCUUUCCUCCAACAA
Molecule: messenger RNA, 934 nt
Organism: Triplophysa rosa
Lineage: Eukaryota; Metazoa; Chordata; Actinopteri; Cypriniformes; Nemacheilidae
Gene: epdl1
Product: ependymin-like 1
Exons: 6
Coding region: 89-724 (211 amino acids)
Biological process (GO): cell-matrix adhesion
Cellular component (GO): lysosome; extracellular region
Molecular function (GO): calcium ion binding
Source: RefSeq, a predicted model, not a curated record